Molecule: messenger RNA, 4689 nt
Organism: Pristis pectinata (smalltooth sawfish)
Lineage: Eukaryota; Metazoa; Chordata; Chondrichthyes; Rhinopristiformes; Pristidae
Product: peroxisome proliferator-activated receptor gamma coactivator-related protein 1-like
Exons: 13
Coding region: 30-4472 (1480 amino acids)
Biological process (GO): positive regulation of transcription by RNA polymerase II
Cellular component (GO): nucleus
Molecular function (GO): RNA binding; transcription factor binding
Source: RefSeq, a predicted model, not a curated record
GGGAAGUGGGGCCGAGGAGUGGGCUGCAGAUGGCGGCGCGGUUGGCGGCCGUGUCCCGGACCCGAGCUCGGGGCUGCGAUCGGGGCCUCGGGCCGCCGGAGGCCGCCUGGGACGGCGUCCCCAGGAAAGCCUGUGGGGAGGAUUAUCACUCUUCCAGCCUUCCUGACCUCGCCAUUGCAGGGUUGGACACCGGAGAGAUUCUGGGAGCUUUCCAUGGUUAUGCCGAUCAGACCAUAAUCUCCAUCAUUGAGGAUUCAUCACCAGCAGAGAAUAAAUCCCCAUUGGAUGAGGAGAGUGAAGCAACGUUACUGACAGCCCUGACUGAGAUACUAGACACCGUUGAUGAUGAAAAUCUCUCUCCAUUUGACACUCUCCCUGACACCGAGUUGUUUGCCUCGCCGAAGGAUGUACAUGCUGGACUGCUGGGGGUUGGGAGACACUUGUGGGCCUCGUUCCCAGAUUCGGCGAAGGACCACUUUGAAGGUGUGGAUGCAGCCGUUCCCCAGGGUGUCUCAUGGAGUUCGGAUAAUCCCACUGACAGAAGCUUUGGGGCAGAGAAUUUGCCGGAUCCCAUUGGUGACACAGUCAGUGGUGUUGGUGAUGUGUCCAAACCUGCCACAGAAAUCCUGGAGCUGCAGUUGGAUGAACAGCUGGGUCCAGCUGGGUUGGAGGACAGUGUGACGCUUGUGCUUGGCCAGAACUUGCCGUGUGUGAUCAAUGUGGAGCACGUUUCACUGUGUGACCUGGUCAAGUACAUUCACCCUUACUGCCUGCCCUCGGGUCCCGACACCAACUCAGCAACCGAUGCCGUUGAGUUGGACGUUGAGAUCGUCCAGGAGGGAAAGCUGCUGGAUCUGGGAGGUCCGGCACUCUUGUGUGAGGGCCAUCAGCGUCCUUCAGAGGUACGGCAGCAGGCUGCUGGCCAGGAACCUACAACGGCUGCCAUUCCUGCCCCAGACGGUCUGCCUGGGACUCGGGAGACGGACGCUGCCCCAGACGGUCUGCCUGGGACUCGGGAGAUGGACGCUGCCCCAGAUGGUCUGCCUGGGACUCGGGAGACGGACGCUGCCCCAGACGGUCUGCCUGGGAUUCGGGAGACGGACGCUGCCCCAGACGGUCUGCCUGGGACUCGGGAGACGGACGCUGCCCCAGACGGUCUGCCUGGGACUCGGGAGACGGACGCUGCCCCAGACGGUCUGCCUGGGACUCGGGAGACGGACGCUGCCCCAGACGGUCUGCCUGGGACUCGGGAGACGGACGCUGCCCCAGACGGUCUGCCUGGGACUCGGGAGACGGACGCUGCCCCAGACGGUCUGCCUGGGACUCGGGAGACGGACGCUGCCCCAGACGGUCUGCCUGGGACUCAGACAGAAACUGCCCCAGAUGGUCUGCCUGGCGCACAGUUGGGACCGGAUGCUGUGCCUGUAAUCUCACCACCACAGCAGGAGAACCCAGCGGCUCCGGUGAGGAAGAGGGGACGGCCGAGGAAAACGGCAAAACCUGAGGAGCCGGCAGCAGUGAGAGUGCAGCCAGAACGUGCCCAGGCUCCGGUUACACGCUCCAGUCUGCGGAAACAGCUGUGUGAGAGAGAGGGCCCGGCACAGCAGCAUGUGGGGGCUGUGGGACCAGACACCAGGGCGAGGCUGAGCAGAGGCAGGGCUGCAGCUCGAGGGCGCGGCAGGCAAGGGGUGGCGGUGAGGAGGAGAGCGCCGAGCCCACAGAGCCAGGUGUGUGCUGAGGCUGGGUCCAGCCCUGCCCCCACUGGAGCGAUGAACGGGGCAGAGGGCGAGGCUGUGUGCCCCCGUCCUGGGCCACGGGGGGUGACAGGCGGCCAGGAAGGAGCAACAGCUUCAGCCGAUAGUCCUGACACCCCUCCGGCCUCCCCUCCUGGCCCUCCCCCCUCUGCCCCCAGGACCGCCCCUGCCCCCGGGGCCGCCCCUCCCCCCUCUGCCCCUGCCCCCGGGGCCGCCCCUCCCCCCUCUGCCCCUGCCCCCGGGGCCGCCUCUGCCCACACCACCCCCGGGGCCGCCCCUGCCCCCAGUGUUGCCCCUGCCCCCGGGGCUACCCUUCCUUGCCCCCCCAGCAGUGAGCCCCGGUUGCGCCCCAUCAGCCUGGAACAGUACCGGCAGCGCCUGCAGCAGAGGCAGCGAGCGGUGGGGUCUUCAGCCCCCCAGGACGCCCACCCGGUGCUGGGCCCCACCCCCAGUGCCUGGCCCGUUGUCCCCCUGGCCUCCAUCGUCCAGGGCGAACUCAGCGUCCUGCCACUGGACAGCCUGGUCUGUGCCACUGACUCUGCUCUCCCCGCGAGGCAGGGCCCUCGGCACAGGGGCCGACCACUAUCCCACACCCACCCCACCCCCAACUGGGCUCUGCCGCACACACACAGCCUGCCCCCAGUGCCCAGCACCGUCUCAGCCCAGCCUCCCACAUCUGCCUUACCAUCGACCCAGGCCCCUGCUCCAGCCUGGGCCCAGGUGCCCCCUGCCCCGGCAUCCCUGGCCCAGACUCCUGGCCGAGCCCAGACGUUCCCAGCCCAGGCGCCCCCGGCCCGGCCCCCUGGUCGGGCCCAGGCACCCUCACUGGAACCUGCUGUAGGCCUCAUGCGACCGAUUCCUGUUGAGGGACCCGCUCAUCACCCUGAGGUGGUCUGUGCCCAGACCCCAUCCCGGAGCCCACCCAACCCAGCCCCUCUGCCCAGGGCCAGCACUGCUCUAGGACCAGCCGUCCCAGCCCCAGCUGCCGCCAUGGAGGGCAGUGUGAACACACAGAGCAACAUGUCACUGGAUGAACCAGCACACAGAGGGUGUGUCCCGGUGGGUCCACCGCAGGUGUGGCCCCAACCCACAGCAGCGCAGCAGCAGUGCAGCCGGAUGGGCUGUGCGGAGGAGGAGGGCAGACAGAGCAGGACCAGCCCCACCGUGCAGGACAGCGCUAAAGGUAUCGAGGCGACAGACCUGAUGAGUUUGUUGGAACAGUUUGAAGUGACAGAGGUGAAAGACGAGCCAUCCCCUGGAGGCAGCAGUGGGACAGAGUUGCCGGAGGGGAGGCGGUUUCUGGAUCAGGUGUUCGGGGCAGAAUUGGCGAGUACCGCUGGUCUGACACCACCGGCCACCCCCCCUCACCAACACUGGAAGUCGCUGUCCCCAGCCUGUCGCCAGCACUUGGUUGGUGCUGAGCCUUGCCCCAUCUCCCCACAGCGGACGGCCAGGUUCACUGAAGCCAGGCCUUUGGUGCAGAACAAGCGGACCAAGUGUGUGGGAGCGCCGAGUCCGCAGCCCGUGCCGACUCCCCCACCUGCCUUCGGUGACCACGAGUAUUGUUUGCCCAGUGUGCCCACCAGCCAGACUCUGCCGCACAGGAUGAUUCCACUGCCCACUGCCAGGCCGCAUGUGGCCUGUCGCUGGAACGUGAAGCGCCAGCCGAGUAUCACCAUCAAACCCAUCACCUUGUUGAAUCAUCGAUCUGCAAAGACCCCGUGCCAGGUCCUGGCAGCUGAGGUGCAGAAACAAGGAGGAAGUCCGUGGGAUGGGCAGGGAUUGACGGGUGACGUCGUACUCUCUGGCGAGGACCCUCGGACUUGUUCCCAGGCACCAGACAGGGGACACAUCAGCUGCGGAAGCUCAGACCCGGAGGAAGGUACCCGGGUGACCCCAUCCCCCUGUGGGAGCGGAGAGCACGGAGGGAAGGACCCCUCAGAUUCUCCACAGCACUGUGCAAGGACUCGCACCUCCCCGUGCUACAGGCGACAGUACUCCAGCGCCUCCAGCUCAGGCUCCACCUCCCGCUCCCGCUCCCGGUCCCAGUCCCCUGCCCAGAAGAGGAGACGGUACUACAGGAGACGGUCGCGACACUCCCGACACAGUUCACGAUCAGAUUCCAGGUCCAGCUCACGAUCCAGGUCCUAUUCCAGAUCCAAUUCACGAUCCACAUCUAGAUCCAGGUCAAGAUCUAGGUCUCCACAGAGGUGCAGUGUCCGGAUGAGUUACUUCACAGAUGAGUUUGAUCCAUAUGAUGUGGGGCCAAGACACAGAUAUCGAUAUUCAAGGCGGGAAGCUCACGAACACAAGAUCAGCCGGAGGAGAGAGCUCGCCAUCGAGGAGCGGCGAGUUGUUUAUGUGGGAAAAAUCCGGAAUGGAAUGAUGCGUGAGGAACUCCGGAGACGGUUCGAGGUGUUUGGAGAAAUUGAGGAUUGCAAUAUUUACUUUAGAACUCAAGGGGACAACUAUGGGUUUGUCACCUACCGCUACACCUGCGACGCGUUUGCUGCCAUUGAGAACGGUCAGACCUUGCGCCGGCCUGAUGAAUUGCCCUUUGACCUGUGCUUCGGUGGCCGGCGACAGUUUUGUAAAACCAAUUAUGCUGACUUGGAUUCCAGUCACAGUGACAUCAGCUCCUAUUCAAGCAAAAGCAAGUUUGACUCUUUAGACUUUGACACUUUACUAAAACAGGCCAAACGAAGUCUGCGCAGGUGACAGCAGUGCCCGUUGCGGGAAAGGAGGAGUGGUAGGGGCUGACAGUCCAGAACUGCAACCCCUUCCGAUUCAUGCUGCUACUGAUUGAGAUUUAUAUAAACUCGGGGCUGCCAUGUUGCUCCAGAUGGUAACUUCAGCGGGGAUUUGGACAGAUGCGCAUCGAGUCAGGAAAAAAGAAACCCACUUUAAAAAAAAUAAAAUAUCACAUGAAUAAUAA